AUGGUCAACGGGCUUGUUAAAUGCUGCUGCGGUGUUGGAUAUGGCUCAUGCUACAUCGUUAUCGGUAUCUGGGGCAUUAUCUUUUUAGGCAUUAUGGGCGGCCUCUUCAUGAACGGACAUCAAGGUAAUGUUGGCAUUGAAUACAAGGACGAGGCUGAAAGAAAGAAAAUCGGAAAAACAAUGCUUUGGACAGUUUUAAUCUACGCUAUUCUUGUCAUCCUCUGCUCUAUCAAUGUUUUAUACCGCAUCCGCCAUCCAUGGGCUGAAGCUGUCGAUCCUAAUGCUUCAAAGAGGUUCUCUGCUAUUGGUCCUAAGAAUUUCGAGAUGACCCCACUUGGAAAGCCAGAAGAAGAGCAACCCAAGAAUGCAGUUUAUUAA
Molecule: messenger RNA, 378 nt
Organism: Trichomonas vaginalis G3
Lineage: Eukaryota; Parabasalia; Trichomonadida; Trichomonadidae
Product: ribonuclease kappa family
Exons: 1
Coding region: 1-378 (125 amino acids)
Source: RefSeq, a predicted model, not a curated record